UUUCUGACGUGGUGAGUGCUCGAUUGAACACUUUUCUGUGUAAGAGUAUGCAAUAUACGUUUCGUCAGCACAACGGUACCGACAAACAAUACAGAAUAACACAUCAUCUAGCCAACAAAAUUUUUGUCUCUUCAGUAAAAUCGACAUUUUAUUUGAAGCACACGAAUUUAUAAACGUUUAAAUGAUGGGGACUUUUGAUCAAUUUAGCUUAGGCUCCUUAUUUAAAGAUGUUCAACGUAUGGAUAAACGACAACAUUUAUACCAAUUCCUGAGUUUUGGUAUGAUUGUUUCGUCAGCGUUGAUGAUCUGGAAAGGUUUAAUGGUUGUGACGGGCAGUGAAUCACCAAUUGUUGUCGUAUUGAGUGGUAGUAUGGAGCCGGCAUUCCAUCGUGGCGAUCUUUUGUUCCUGACCAAUUUCCGUGAAGAGCCCGUACGUGUCGGUGACAUUGUUGUAUUCAAAGUUGAAGGCAGAGACAUUCCAAUCGUUCAUCGAGUCAUUAAAUUACAUGAAAAAGAAAAUGGUACGGUCAAAUUCCUGACGAAAGGCGAUAAUAACUCAGUUGAUGAUAGAGGAUUGUAUGCUCCCGGUCAAUUGUGGCUAACAAAGAAUGAUAUCGUUGGUCGGGCCAGGGGUGUUUUACCGUACGUUGGUAUGAUUACGAUAUACAUGAAUGAGUAUCCGAACUUCAAGUAUCUCAUAUUGGGAAUUUUGGCGCUUUAUGUUCUCUUGCAUAGAGAGAGUGAUUAGAUCCAUGCUCAAUCAAAGAAAAGUUCAAUCAAUACACACACAUACACUUAUUUUUUUAUUUUGGUCCAAUUCAUCACAAAGUCAACGCCAAUCGACAUGUGGCUUAUACAGUAAAGAACAUAUGAUAACUAAACCAUUUUCAGCGAUAGACUUAAUACACAAACCAAUUUUAAAAGAGAGAAAAAAUGGAAGCAACGGAAAAUAAGUAAAGAAAAAGAUGGAAUGCAUUUAAAAAAAAAAAAAAACAUAAACAAGAA
Contarinia nasturtii (swede midge) is the source of this 1005-nucleotide messenger RNA. It is a transcript of the gene twr, whose product is annotated as signal peptidase complex catalytic subunit SEC11A. Gene Ontology annotation, cellular component: membrane; signal peptidase complex. NCBI's taxonomy places the organism in Eukaryota, Metazoa, Arthropoda, Insecta, Diptera, Cecidomyiidae. Bases 182 to 748 code for a protein of 188 amino acids. Gene Ontology annotation, molecular function: serine-type endopeptidase activity. The record is from RefSeq and is a predicted model, not a curated record. The transcript is spliced from 5 exons.